Salvelinus sp. IW2-2015 is the source of this 826-nucleotide messenger RNA. Its product is annotated as guanine nucleotide-binding protein G(I)/G(S)/G(O) subunit gamma-T2-like. Gene Ontology annotation, molecular function: G-protein beta-subunit binding. Lineage: Eukaryota; Metazoa; Chordata; Actinopteri; Salmoniformes; Salmonidae. The record is from RefSeq and is a predicted model, not a curated record. Gene Ontology annotation, biological process: G protein-coupled receptor signaling pathway. Gene Ontology annotation, cellular component: heterotrimeric G-protein complex.
CAUCGUGCCAUCUGGAGAAUGUUCUGAAGAGGAGAGUUGAGGAACAGGGUAAUCCAGUUGGACUCAGGAGGGAGACAACCCGAUCACAGCGGUCCCAUAGAGGGUGAGAGACUUCACUUUCCCUGCAUCGACUGUACCCACAACCAAUAGGGAAAGAUGGCUCGGGAUAUGUCAGACAUUGACAUCCUUAAGAUGGAGCUGGAACAGCUGAAGAAAGAAGUCUCGACACCCAGGGAGCCUGUGUCCAAGACAUCCAAGGAAACCAUGGACUGGUGCGAGGCUGCGUCUGGUACCGACCUCCUGAUAACAGGAGUACCAGAUGAUAAGAACCCCUAUAAGCCUGAGAAGGGAGGCUGCAUAAUCACCUAGACAAACAGCCCCAGGCGGGACAGAGGGGAAAAACAUKAUGUUGUACUCACAUAGGAACACAUGGCAAACUUAUUGCAGCUAUGUAUCACWCUUUACAGUGCUGAAAAGGCUGAAACUGGAGAGAAAAAAUCUGAGAGACGUUCACUAGGUUAGCCAGUUUAGGACAGCACAUCAUGUCACACUGACUAGGCUACACAAGGUCACCAGAGGUCACUGGGAGCUGAGGAGGAGAUUUAUCCCGGGACGAUUCAGGGGAUUAGAGGGAUCACUUGGUUACAAUGGUGUCCUUCCUUUCUCCUUGAUGACCUAUGACCCUAUCCUCCUCACCUGUCAGUUGCCUCUGGCGGUUAUAGAGCUUCCAAACAGGCUCUGGAAUGUUCCAAUUGCACCCACCACUGACUGGCUUUUGAUUUGCUUGUAAAUAAAGUGUACCCAGUACAGCAGUUUCUUUGACGUC